AUGUUGAAGUUGAAACAGCAGCAGCAACUGCAGCAGCAGCUGCUGCUGCUGCAGCAGCAGGUGCAGCAGCAGCAUCAACCGCUCCGCAAUCAGCAGGUGCACACCAACGCAGCAGCAACCAUUAGCAGCAGAAGCAGAAGCAGCAGCGGCAUCACCAUCAAAAUCACCAGCAGCAGCAGCAGGUUCAUCGUCAUCACAAGCAGCAGCAGCAGCAGCACUAUCAACAUCAACAGCAGCAGUAGCAGCAGCAGCACCAUCGUCAUCAUCACCAGCAACAGCAACACCAUCAUCAUCACCAGCAGCAACAGUGACAUCAUCAUCCCAAGCAGCAGCAGCAGCAGCACUACCAUCGCCAUCACCAGCAGCAGCAGCAGCAGCAGCAGCAGCAGCACCAGAAGUAGUGGAGCUCGAGG
Messenger RNA from Eimeria tenella, 413 nucleotides. RefSeq lists its product as uncharacterized. The record is from RefSeq and is a predicted model, not a curated record. The annotation marks the transcript as partial. The transcript has a single exon. NCBI's taxonomy places the organism in Eukaryota, Apicomplexa, Conoidasida, Eucoccidiorida, Eimeriidae.